This is a messenger RNA of Fusarium falciforme, 3984 nucleotides long. RefSeq names its product HET domain-containing protein. Lineage: Eukaryota; Fungi; Ascomycota; Sordariomycetes; Hypocreales; Nectriaceae. The coding region runs from base 1 to 3984 and encodes 1327 amino acids. The transcript has 9 exons. The record is from RefSeq and is a predicted model, not a curated record.
AUGGAUUAUCCCCACAUACCGGAUGUCUUCGCGGCUAGGCAACUCGUCGAGGAAAUCUGGAGGGAGAACACAGUGAAUGGCACGAUCACGAAACACAAUUCGCCUGUGGGACGUGUCAUAGAAAAAGCACUCACAGUCUUGUCUCGUCAGCUCUACGACAAGGAGACGCACUUCCUACUCGAGCUGAUUCAGAACGCCGAAGACAACAUCUAUCAUGGCGUGACUCCCAGCCUCAGCUUUACCUACAAGCGAGGCAGUCUGCGCGUUGACUGUAACGAGACUGGCUUCACUGAGAGCAACGUUAGAGCAAUUUGCAAGAUUGGCGAGAGUACCAAGGCUGGCCUUGGCCGAUCUGCCCGAUACGUCGGCGAGAAAGGCAUCGGCUUUAAAUCCGUCUUCAAGAUUGCGAGCGAGGUUUACAUCUCCUCGCGCAGUUUCUCUUUCAAGUUUGAUCAAGCGCAAGCCGUUGGUCUCAUUGCUCCCAUUUGGUCUCCAUUUCCCGAGCCCAUCCGGCCGGGAUAUACAUCAUUUUAUCUCAAGCUUUCUGAGGACUGCGACGAAGACCGGAUUGCCCAUGACAUUCAACAUCUCGACCCCACCAUGCUUUUGUUUCUCAGACGCUUGAGGGAGAUCAAUCUCAACAUUAUGCUUGCCGACGGUCAAAUGUGGACACGGACCCUUCGGCGAAAAGAUACACUAUCCCGGGGCGGCCUCAUCACCCAACUGCAUAGAGGACUCACCAUUUCCGACUACAUUGUCGUGAAGCAUCUCGUUUCUGAUCUCCCUGAAGAUAAGGAUCGAGCUGGGGUUCGGGAAUCUGAGAUAUCACUCGCACUUCCUCCUCUAUAUGAGACAUUUGAAGAUCAUACCUACGCAGUUUACGCCUUCCUCCCAGUUCGCGACUACGGUUUCAAGUUCCUACUUCAAGCUGACUUCCUCCUCACUGCCAACCGAGAAGACGUUCUGGACAACCCAUGGAAUCGUGCUCUUCGUGAAGCCUGUGCCGAUGCAUUCGUUCAGGCCAUCCACCAUUUGAACUCUGGACCUAGACGCUACGCCUGGACCCGUUACAUUCCAGGGCAGCACAUACUCGGAUUUUUUGAGCCACUCAGAGACAUGAUCCUCGACAAACUUUCCCAAGAGCCAAUACUGGAGGCAUGUUCUGGUAGGAUGGUUGCCCCAGCAAUGCUCACCUACGUCCCCUCCCGCUUCAUCGAUAAUGUUGGGUCCCCUCUGACGCUAUCGCCAAACACCAAUGACUCGUACCUGUCUGACUCAUAUCUUGGACUUCCAAGUACUUUAUUGUCCCGCUUAGGCACUCGGACACUUGAUGGCGAGGGCUUCCUUCAGCAUCUGAGCUCGAUCAUCUCGAACAACCCUCAGCUUUUCCGCCAGAAAUCCAGGGCAUGGCAUGAGAAACUAGCCAACGUCUUGCUGAGUCUAUACAAAGAAGAAGGGCAUUCUGAUCUCAUCCAAGGCUUGGAGAUUAUUCCUUUGUCUAACAACGAAUGGGUAUCGGCGGACAUGGGGCCAAGCCAUUUCAGCCAAGAAACCAAGCACCUUAAAAUCCCAGAAACCGUUCCAAUACGCACUGUCAGUGCAUCCAUCGAACACGAUCCCUCAAGAAUCAAUCUACUUCUUCAUCUCGGCGUGAAGCCACGACUGGACGUUGCCGAUGUAUGCUUUCUCAUCAUGAAACUGCAUCGCCAAGCCUCAUUCAAGCCAGGCAUUCUGACACCUGCGCAGCUUGCAGAGCAUAUUGUCUUUAUGUUCAGAGCGUCGUUUCAUCCAUCACCGGGAAUCGACUUGUGGUUCGCCACCGCAGACAAUCAACGUGUCAAGGGAUCGUCAUUAUACAUGCGUGCCAAAUGCAAACCUGGGUCCUUCGAAGACCGGAUUCGAAACCAUGUCGAGACAAAUUAUCCGCUCCUCCACGACGCAUAUGUCGACGCCUUUCAGUUAGACAGGCUACAAGAAGUUACCUGGACCCGAUGGGCUCUGCGAUGUUUCAAUAUUCAGCUAUCAACCUUUCCUAGGAUCUGCACGGGGGCUGCCAAGCGUGGUCGAGCUGGCACUCUCCACCUUUCCGACGAAUUCAGAUCUCUCUUCAAAACCUGUAGCUCGUCUGACAUUCUCGAACUGCUCAGGUUGCGAUGGCGAGAUUACUCACAAGUCAUCGAGGAGGUGUAUACAAUCAAUGGCAAGGACCUGGGAAAUCCCGUGAGAGAUGAGAUUGUGGCAAUGAGCGUCAGAUGCUACACAAACAGAGGAUCCAAGGACGCCUGCUUUCAACGACUGGGGGACACCUUUCUUCCAUCAUUAGACAAGACUGUUGACCAGGGGUCUUGUAUACCGCUGCUGGAUGUCUCUGGCCCCCUGAAACAGUGGGAAUUUCUUAAGAUAUUCCAAGUCUCAGUGCACCGAGACAUCGAGUAUUACUUUCGGUGCCUGCUGGCUUUGAAGAGCUCGGCCAUAGAGCCUUCGAAGGCAACAGUUGUGCACAUUUACGAGCGAAUUCAAGGCGACUACAUGGACAACAAAAAAGUGAUCUGCAAAUGCUUCAUGCAACAGCCCCUAAUAUACACUUCUCUCUGUUCGUCUGGGAGUGAUCCCAAGAUGUGCUGGAUCAGCGGCAAAGAAUGCCUGGAAAAGAACUUGGACAUUGUCAUCGAGUAUGAGAGCAGUGCUACCUUGUUUCGCAAUAUCCUCGGUGCUGGAACAAACGCCGUUGAACGUCGGGUUCAGAGCCUCCGCGCCAUCACAGAGGAAAGCAGUCUGAGCGACAUUCUGACAUCCUUCGUCGAGAUGGACCGAGUUAUCCAGGCUCAGGGUUCUCAAAAGUUCAAAGAUGCCGUUGAGAAGUUGAACAAGGGGUUGCAAAUAUUUCCCAUUUUGAAAGAGAAGAGCGACAACGAGUAUGACGCACUCGCACCUCUCAACCCAGCUUUUCCACCCUGGUUCAUUGCCGAUCGUCAGCACCUGCGCGAUAGCUUUUCUGGAUGCGUCGAUAUUCUUGCCGUAUCCCCCCGCGAUAUUCCUUCCAUUGAGGAAUUGCUGAAGGUCUUGGAUCUUCAGUCGCGGGUCCUCUCCAGAAUCGUCAAGAUCGAAUCCAGGCCGUUGGGCAAGCCGAAACUACACGCACCGUACACGUCGUCUUUGCGGCGUAAAGCCGCGUUUAUUACUGCGUUGAUACCGAAACAGCGACAAGGCCGAGAUGAUCUUGUCGGGGAGUUUUUCCGCGUUGAAGUCAACAUUGCCGCUAAAAUUGUGCAGAAAUACACAUUCAACUACGGGGGUCGCUCGUUCUCGGGUGCUGACGGUCCAGAUUCGGAUGAGUUUUCUGCACUCUACCGCGACGAAUUCCUAGAUGUGAGGGCAACUGACGGGGAGGAUGAGGCGGAAGACGACUCCAAAGACAAGUUCGAGUCGAAAUUCAAACAUAUUCCAGAGAAGUUUUCAGACGAAAUUGACGAACAUGAUCGACGGCUCCCGCUACAGUAUUACCGAACGGUGCUCCGGACGGAACCAGCUCAUGGCCAAUACGCAGCAGAGGUCCUGACAUCAAGGUUUCUACAGCACGAAUUGGGCAAUUUAUACAAGCCAGACGACCAUUGGACCAGCCCUCAGCGCUACAAAGCUGGCUACCGCAGAUUCCCUCACUCAGUUGCGUCCUAUGCCACGUUCACCAUCGCCGACCGUGAGGCGAGCCGUAAGUUCUCAGAUGUUCUAGCUCAGCGCGGUUUCAAGGAAGCAAGCGACUGGGCCUGGGCAGCUAGUGAUCCAACGUAUCAUCUUGACAUGGCCGUUUCAUCAGGGGGGCCAAAAUCAGACUUUUCCUGGACAAGCCAACAGUUUGAGAGAAUGCGCGCUUUUCGGGCAGAUAGGCAACAAAAGGCUAGUUGGAAACUCAAGGAUAUUCACGUCCUAGUUCGCGUCUCAAACGUAUUCAACAGUCCUUCUCUUGAUCUGUUUGUCGACUCGUAG